Messenger RNA from Metopolophium dirhodum (rose-grain aphid), 2004 nucleotides. RefSeq names its product snRNA-activating protein complex subunit 3-like. The record is from RefSeq and is a predicted model, not a curated record. Gene Ontology annotation, biological process: snRNA transcription by RNA polymerase II; snRNA transcription by RNA polymerase III. Gene Ontology annotation, cellular component: snRNA-activating protein complex. Lineage: Eukaryota; Metazoa; Arthropoda; Insecta; Hemiptera; Aphididae. Bases 162 to 1277 code for a protein of 371 amino acids. Gene Ontology annotation, molecular function: RNA polymerase II cis-regulatory region sequence-specific DNA binding; core promoter sequence-specific DNA binding; RNA polymerase III type 3 promoter sequence-specific DNA binding. The transcript has 3 exons.
GAAUAAUAUGUUGUAAGAAUAAAAUAUUAUGAAUCAAGAGGACGUUACACCCACAUGUGUUGUCUCCGUCUUAAAUGUUACAAAUGUAAAACAUAGCAAAAACUGUUUUUCGAGGAACAGGCAAAUAAGUUGAAUAUCAUCAUUUAUCAAUCAGUUGUACAAUGGAGUCCAGCAAUUCAAUUCUCGGUUGUUACAUUUCUAAAACUAUAAAUCUAAGACGCUUUAAGACUGAGAAUGCUAACAAAGAUCAAAUUGAAAUGUCAGAUGAUAUCAUUGAUCAGAAAGUAUUUGAAAAAUUAAAAUCAAUUAAUCCAGAUAUUGAUUUAUCUACUCUAGCAGAUGAUGUAAAAGAGUGGGAUAAAGAAUUAGAGAAAUAUAAUUUUCAAGCAAUUUAUGAUUCGCCAGAUUUAUUAUGUACUAGUCAUGUUAUUCCUAUAUACAGCUCCACUUCUAGUGAUCUUCAAACCAUUAAAAAUAAAAACCACAAAUUCAAUAAGACCAAAAAAACUAAAUUAUAUACUUCACUUCCCAGAUUUUCUCCAGAAGGUAAUAUUUUGCCUGAUCAAACUUUGUUAAUUACAAUUUCAACUUAUCAUCCAUUUCAUGAGAAGACAAACCAAAUUCCUAAUGAAACAGAUAUUCCACAUUGUCAAAAUACCAUUCAAUUUUAUGACACACAAACUCUUCAGGAUUUGAAACAAGUAUUCAAGUGUAAAAAUGAAGAAAGUGAAAUCAGCGGAGAUAUAAGUAAUAACAUUCAUAAACCAUUAGAAUUCAUAGAGAACUCAGAUUUGAAGCACGGUUUGUUUUACAUAAAUAAUAACAUUUAUGUUGACUCUUCACUUGUAUCAAUGAAGUAUGCUGAAACAAUGAAAAAAUGGGCUUGUGAUCAUGGUCACACAAUUGAAAAUAUACUAUCUAUGGAUACACAACUUUUGGACUUGGAGGUAUGCAUCGGUCAACCGUAUGUUUACCAACAUUUAGGACGUUGUGAACAUCUUUUUAUAUUUAAUGAAAUCAAUAUUGCUAAAUCUAAUGAUUGGCUUAUCCAGUCCAAAUAUCCAAGAGUCGUUAGUGUAGAAAAAGAGAAAUUGAAGAAAUGUAUAUAUUGCUGUAAAAAUUUAGCUACUAUUGUUAUGCUGAGCGAAAAUGACAGGACCCUAGGAACUGUAAAUCAUAUGUGUAAACAUUGUUUUGAAUCAUAUAACUAUGAUGAUUUAGGUAAUAAGAUAUCAAAUUUCAAAGCUUAUAGAACUGUAAAAUGGAAAAAUAACUAAAUUACCUAUGAAUUAACUUAUAAAGAACUUGGAUUGAUAAAUUAAAUUAAAAUUUUUUUAUUUGUUAAUGAGUACUGGAUUAAAUACCUUAUCUUAAAAUUGCAUAGCCAAGGUAUUUUUUUGUAGGUAGUAUUAUAAUUAUAAGCAAAUUAAUAACUAAAAACACUUUUUUAUGCUCCAAUUAUUAUCAGUUAAGCUUUUAUUACUCAUUUUCAUUUUCAUGGUAAUUUAAUAAUAUAAUAAAUUAUGAGAGUUCUGUGUACCUAUUGUAUUUAGUUUAUAAGAUAUGAUUAAAUUAUCUAGCAAUAAGAAAUAUUAUUAUUUAUAAACUAGGUUAAGAAACAACCAUAGGGAAUAAGUAAAAUUCAAAAUAAAUCAUUCUGUAUUCACUACGCUAAGUACCUUACAACAUAAAAAUGAUGUUAUAGUAAAUACCAUAGUAAUCAAAUAGUAAUUUCUUUGUAUACUAAAUACACAUUUUUUAACACUAGGUUAAGAUAACAUUAACAUAAUAAAACAACAAUUAGUAUAAUUUCACCCAUAGUCGAUAAGUACAAUUUUACUAGGUUUAAUUUAUUUGAUGAUAUACAAAGAAUAUGUGAGAACAGAAAAGUGGUUCAGAAGUGGUGAUCGUGUGAAUCAAUCACUAUUGAGCGCCGUUUUUUUAAUAAAAUGCUUAUAAUAUCAUAUUUUGUUUGUUUAUUUGUGUACGUCUGAAUUUAACUGC